AUGGUUGUCUGCACAUAUUUCCAGCAGGGUCGCUGCAAGUUCGGCGGUAUGUUUUCUCGGGUCCAAAUCAAGCAAGGCGCUAAUCAUGCCUCAGACCGCUGCAAAUUCGAGCAUCCAGGUCGUCAGACGACUGGUUCCUCGGGAAAUCGAUUCGGGGCUUUAUCCACACCAUUUGCAGGUAUUUAUGGCGUCAACGCAAAUGAUAUCAAACUCGACUUGACCGUAGGCAAGGGACGGCCUGAAUGGGUCCUUUCAUCUUACUCUCCGCAACGCCAUGUCCCGCGACAACUCUUCGGUGGCCAACCCCGCGAGCAGAGCAUGGAAGAGAUGCGUCUGCGUCACUACGAGCUCGCGGCGGCUGGGAACAUGAACCAAGCGAUCCAAGAGGCACAGGCCCUGUACGAAGAAGCCACCAAGCAGAUGGAUGUCGCUUUAAAUGAUCUGAACGGUGCUGUGAAGUACAUUAUCGACGGCGGGAACGAACAUCCCAAUCGCAUUGACAUCACCGAGGGCAAAAAAGGCCCGGACUCGGCUCCAGCGGCUUCAGCGCCACCAGCUUCAGCAUUCGGCCAACCUUCUUCUGCGUUUGGUCAGCCUUCUAACUUGGGAGCCACUUCGACGUGGGGAAAGCCUACACCUGCGCAGCCCUCACAGCCUGCACAGCCUUCAGCAUUCGGCCAGCCGUCCACAAUGGGUCAACAACCUGGCUUUGGCCAGCCGUCCACUUUCGGUCAGCCCAGUGGCUUGAAUCAGGGAUCUGCCUUUGGGCAGCCCUCCACCCUCGGAGGCCAAGGCGGUGCAUUCGGCCAGCCAGCGUUCGGCCAGCCUGCAUUUGGGCAGCCUUCAGCUCCGGCCCCGACUCCUUUCGGCGGCGCACCUUCCACUGCCUCACCUUUCAACCAAGUUCCUCAGAACCAGCCAGCAGCCGGUGGCUUCGGCCAACCGGCAGGCCAGCCUGCGCCAUCGCCAUUUGGACAACCUGCUGCACCAUCAGCAUUUGGCCAGCCCUCCGCGUCUGGCGGGUUCGGACAGCCCUCGCAGGCCGCUUCACCUUUCUCCCAGAUCCAGCAACCGCAACAACAACCCCCUAACCCGUUCGGCCAACCGUCCGGCACCACAGGCUUCGGCGCGCCGACCCAACAACCCGCAGCUCCAGCGCCCUUCGGCCAGCCCGCCGCUCCAAAGGGUGUGCCAGCUCCACCAGUCGAUACCGGACCCCGCGCAUAUAUCAAGAUCGACGAUCCAAACCAGCUCAACCCUCUCCCGCAACUUGAAGGCGAGACCUUGCGAGACCCAGCCACCAACCGCCUUACAAUGUGGAAGGGCCGUCCCGUGAAAUACAUCCACGAUCACCCAUGCUACCUGCAUCCGCAAGGCGACAAUCAUUGGACCCGGGUCAACUUCCCUGACGGACCGCCCGACGAAGCGAGCUUGCGUGACUCGCAGGGCCGGCCCGAGGAUUACACACCGGAAGUCGUGGCGCAGUACGAAUUCUUCCUUGCCAAUGGUUACUUCAAGGAUGGGAUUAUGCCGACUAUGCCGCCGAAGCGGGAAUGGAUCAGCUUUGGCUUCUAG
Penicillium riverlandense is the source of this 1575-nucleotide messenger RNA. Its product is annotated as FG-nucleoporin nup42. NCBI's taxonomy places the organism in Eukaryota, Fungi, Ascomycota, Eurotiomycetes, Eurotiales, Aspergillaceae. The transcript is spliced from 2 exons. The record is from RefSeq and is a predicted model, not a curated record. The coding region runs from base 1 to 1575 and encodes 524 amino acids.